GGUGUGUGUGCUGCUGGCUUGUCUCCAUUCCUCCCUCCCCGUCCACCCGACCCUCCGAGAGGGGAGAGGAGAGCAGAGAGUGAUUCUCGGUGUCGUGGAAGUCGAUUCAUUUCACCCAGGGUCUGGAAUUCUCCGCCAGUCGAGUUCUGGGGAAAGCUUGCCACAGUGACUGCCUUGCGCUGUCUGGUACCAAGACACACCAGCAUGGUCACCAACUGCUUCCUGUACUGCCUGCUUGUGUUGUGGGCGCUGGCCAAUAUUCGCUGUACUGAUGCACGGGUUCUGAUACACCGAGCAGAUGCUGGAGCUAAAGUGUUCAUGGAUGAACGUGAAGCUGCCGUCUUCUUGAACCGGAAGCUGCUCUACAACAGCUGGGAUUUUGAACUCAUAACUCCAGGAGAUAUUGAGCGAGAAUGCUAUGAGGAAGUGUGCAAUUUUGAGGAGGCUCACGAAAUCUUCGAGGAUGAUAAGAAGACGCUUGAGUUCUGGGAAAGAUAUGAGCAGAACCAGAAACCAGGAGGCCCCACUGCCCACAAGUUUGACGUAGCCGGCCUGGUGGCAGGUCUCAUCGGUGCCUUCAUCCUCCUCAUCCUGAUGGGACUCCUUGUGGCCCACUUCUGCAAGCGGAGCGGGAAGCGAACAGAGAGACCUCCGGAGUACCGAGGGCAAGUCCCGAACGUGAGCAGCCAACCGGCCACGGGACCGGGUGAGGAGUGUGCCCCUGACCACCCUGGAGACCAAUGCCCCUGGACUUCCCUCCUACGAGGAAGCCCUGAGGAGAUCGGGCCAUUACGAUGCCCCGCCCCCUCCGUAUACUGGAGGAUCCACGCGGGAGCAACAGCCCAGCUGAAACUUGGAAUUCCAUCAGAACCUUCCCUGAUUUUUGCAGCCUGUGGGAAAAGUCCUGUAUUAUGGACAGAUAAAAGUGUUUGAAGAAUCACAAGACUAGAUUGGGGGGUGGGGAAGGGUUGGGAGUUCCCGGAAAAGUCUUUGGGAUUCCUGGGAUGUGUCCUUCCAAGAAUUUCUCUCGGAGAAGCAUCAGGAAUCAGCAAACCCUUGGAUUUUCUCCAGCACGAGUGCUUCUGUCCUUUGGCUUUGUGGAUAUUUAUCAUUUCAAGCUGAACACUGUUUUCCACUGAUUCAAUCAUCUGCUGAACGUUUUCCCCACAUUACCUGUUGCCAGGGCAACCACCUGCUGUGUUCUUGUACUGAAGAACAGUCGGAUCACGUUCGAGAGUGCUCUGCCUGAAUUAAGUCCUUUUGGGUCUUCUGGUGUUGUCCAGCACGCCAGAAGGGAAAUUGAUGGACCUUGUUGCCUGCCUCUUGUUCCGCCAUGACAUUUUGAAAGGGGUGAGGGUGGAGGAGGGUAGAAGGUGGCGGGAUGGGAGGAGAGGGGAAACCAGCAAGACUUCAUUUGCAGUGGCAACCCAACUUUGGUACCAGGCAAGUGAGGUGAAUGGGUCGGUUGCGAUGACCAUCGUGGAACUCCCAGUGAGCAAGCAGGCUAAUGAGGUGGGGGAGCUGAUGGGGGGGGGGGGGAGGGCUAUUUGCAUUUCACUCCUGUCCAGAUGAUUUCUCGCCAAUCCUCGGCCUUCUUUUCUCUUCCGACCACCCCCACCCCUUGUUGGAUGGACCCAAUGGCCCGUCUCGGAAAUACAGGCAGUUGCCAGGUUACGACGGGGUUCCCUCAGAACUGUUCGUAAGUCGGGAAUGAACAACAUUGUGUGGGAGAGGGUCACAGAAACGGCUGCGACGGCAGAGUGGCUGCCGGCCUCGCUGACUCUGAGUAAGAGGGGUCUGCUCAGUGCUCCCGGCUCUGCUCUGCUCGACCCAGUCCCUGGUUAUUGCAGCUCCUCCGUGUGUACAGGUCUCCAUAAGUCGGGUGUUCGUAACCCUGGGACGGCCUGUAAACUUAUUGCUCUUUUCACCUAUUUAAUGCGAUCGAGUAUCCAAGGAACUGAUCCUUGUGCCCGGUUUCUCUGCCUCUCCCGCUUACGGUCUCCUCCCUGGGCCUGAAGCAAUAGAUAGCACCAUUGGAGUGAGGGGAGCAUUGGCCGGCGUUUACCCUAAAACAGAGCCAGUUUGUGGGAACUUUCUGUGCAAAAGUUUGGCUACCACGUUGUGUACAGCAGUGAAUAUGAUUCACAAUGUCCUUCAUUGACUACAUUAGGAAAUCCCUGAAGUUAAGCCAGGUGCCAUAGCAAUGCACGCCUACCUUUUCUCUGAAUAUUCUUGGUGUGAUUGAAGAUUAAUUUUUCAGUGAAUGGGUGCCCUUGGACAAUUCUUUCAUCUUGCCCUAAGUGAUUUAGUAGAAUAGGAAAAUAGAACAAAAGAAUGAUGAUCCUUGGGUAAGGUGUUAAUUAGUACAUAGAAAACCUACAGCACUAUACAGGCCCUUCGGCCCACAAGGUUGUCCCUACCUUAGAAAUUACUAGGCUUACCCAUAACCCUCUAUUUUUCUAAGCUCCAUGUACCUAUCCAAAAGUCUCUUAAAGGAUCCUAUCGUAUCCACUUCCGCCACCGUUGCUGGCAGCCCAUUCCAGCACUCACCACUCUCUGAGUAAAAAAAAAACUUACCCCUGACAUCUCCUCUGUACCUACUCCCCAGCACCUUAAAUCUGUGUCCUCUUGUGGCCACCAUUUCAGCCCUGGUAAAAAGCCUCUUGACUAUCCACACUAUCAGUGCCUCUCACCAUCUUAUACACCUCUGCCAGGUCACCUCUCAUCCUCUGUCGCUCCAAGGAGAAAAGGCCGAGUUCACUCAACCUGUUUUCAUAAGGCAUGCUCCCCAAUCCAGGCAACAUCCUUGUAAAUCUCUUCUGCACCCUUUCUAUGGCUUCCACAUCCUUCCUGUAAUGAGGUGACCAGAACUGAGCACGGUACUCCAAGUGGGGUCUGACCAGGGUCCUAUAUAGCUGCAACAUUACCUCUUAGCUCCUAAAUUCAAUUCCACGAUUGAUGAAGGACAAUACACUGUAUGUCGCCUUGACCACAGAGUCAACCUGUGCAGCCGCUUUGAGCGUCCUAUGGACUCGGACCCCAAGAUCCCACUGAUCCUCCACACUGCCAAGAGUCUUACCAUUAAUACUAUAUUCUGCCAUCACAUUUGUCCUACCAAAAUGAACCACUUCACACAUCUGGGUUGAACUCCAUCUGCCACUUCUCAGCCCAGUUUUGCAUCCUAUCUAUGUCCCACUAUAACCUCUGACAGCCACAACACCUCCAACCUUUGUGUCAUCAGCAAUUAGGGGCUGGCAUCUCUUGUAGAUUUAUCCCUGUGUCAGUACUGUUUGAGGAAGGGUGUUGGGGUUGAAUAGGGUGUGAGUCCAACCCAGACUUGUGUCAUUCGCAGGGCUGGCUGUCAAGUCCACACUUUAAUGGAAUCAUUCCCUGCAAAUGGAAUGCAAACUGCCAAAACUUUAUUGAUUCAGGAUUUGUUCUCAACAGACAACCAGUGUUUAGUACAUGGCAUCAGGAAAUCUCUGCCUAUCCUGUGCUUUUCUAGACUGUCAGCGGAUGGAAGGAGGAAUCUUGUGUGCAAAUUGUACCACAAACCAUAGCAGCAUGUGACCUCCAUCUUCCUGGCGGGGUUUCCAUGGUAACCGGGCCUUGGCCUGUGGCAGCAUCCAUCCCUUCCCGACCUACGGUAGCUGAUCCCGGGUUCUGUGAAAUGACGUGCAAGUUGGCAUUUUUCUAAAAUAUAUGCUGUAGUUGGGGGUGGGAGGGGGGUUGAGUUGUCUAGAUAAUCGUUCAAAUUGAAAUAGUCCAUUGGGAUUGGGGGAAAUUUUGGUGUGGAAGGUCAGGAUUAAAUGUGACGGAAGGGGCUACAUUGUGGUUCAUUAGCAUUUGGUGAUCUCUUUAAGUAAUUAGUAAGAGGACAUUGAGUAUGGUUUGAUUUAACAGGGCAGGGUGUCUUGCAGUGUGGAUUCCUGUUAGACUGUGAUUCUGCAAGGAGAUGACUUCCUUAUUGGAGAGACUCAUACACUGGUUGACAUCAUAGUGUCACACAGACUGGAAACAGGCCCUUUGGCCCAACGUCUUUGCUAAUGAAGGUGUCCACCUAAACUAGUUUCAUUUGCCUAAACUUGAAAAACUUGAAACCCGACCCAACCGCAGCCAAUCAGGACCUGACCCAGCCGAGGACUUACAAGUUUUUCCCCAUGACUGACUCAACCCUGAAGCAGUAAAAUAAACUUGCUGUGCCCACCCAUGUUGCUACCGAUUCAGACCAGAACACAGCGGUGCAGGUAGUAAAGCUGCUGCCUCUCAAAUCCAUUGAUCCGGGUUCGAUCCUGACCUCUGGUGCUGUCUGUGUGGAGUUUGCACGUUCUCCCUGUGACUGUGUGGGUUUCCCCUGGGUGCUCCAGUUUCCUCCCACAUCCCAAAGGUAGAUUAAUUGGCCACAGUAAAUUGCCCUAGGGUGUAGGUGAGGGGUAGAAUCUUGGGGGGGAGAGUUGAUGGAAUGUGGGGAGAAUAAAAUAGGAUUAGUGUAAAUAGGUGGUUGAUGGUUGGCACUGACUUGCUGGGCCGAAGGGCCUGUUUCUGUGCUCUCUGACCCUUGCUGUCAUUGUUGCUGAGGACAUUGUUGCACCAGAGGCAGCAACUGACACAUUCAAUGAGGAUUCCGGCUCUUGGCUCCGUAGGAACAGAAGCAAUGUGAGGAGUUGUCUCUGCUCCUCAGACUUGCUUCGCCAUUCGAUAAGGCUGUGGAUGAUCCUGGGCCCACCUCACCUCCAUAUUCCCCAGUUCUUUUCAAAUCUAAACAUUGCAUGUAGGCUUUGAGCACCCUCCUCUGUUGUAAAGGCCGAGCCCUUAUCCUGAAACCAAAGGCCCAGAAAGGCAAACUCUGUUCCUGAGAGAACAGCCCCUUAGCACCAGGCCUUGCCAGCCCCUCUCUGAAUCUUGUGUGCGAUUCAGUCUUCUAAACUUCGGCGUCUCUCUCCCCUCUCUAUUCGUCGGACAACCACCUUAUCCCAGGAAUCAAUUGAGUCUUUCCCACAAUUCAGCAGCAAAGCCUUGACAAUCCAGGGAAAGAGAGGAUAAAGUAAACUGUGGCUCUAAAUUCUGAUCGUAUCCAGCAGCCUCCUGUGGGGUAAGUAAGAGCGUGCAACAGGCUGUGACCUCUACACCCACAGCCAUUGGUUCAGGCCUGUACCGGUUCCCCUGAGUGAUGGUUUCAUGAUCCCAGCUCUUGGCACAAUGUGCGUCGAUCGGAGCAAUGUUAACCAGCCUUCCAGCUGGCCGGUCUGAGCCCUGCCUGAUUGGUAUACUCCGCAGAUGAGUUUUCUUGCCUUUGAAGUUGAAAUACCCUGCCACUGUUCCUUGGAGAGAAGAGGAAGGGGAUUGCGAGGGUGGGGUGGGGUGGGGGGGGGAGGGAUGUGAUGGGUGUUGUGUAGGAUUGUAGAAAAAAAAUGCUGUGUAAAUCUUUCAGUCUCAGACAGGGAAAUACUGAAUUGCUGUGCUUUGCAUUGGAUGUUAAUAUUUUACAUAGAUUAACAUAAUUGUAUAAUAACUCCUUUGUAAUAAACUGGCUUGUAGCUAAAGUUCUUUUGUUUAAUAAACUCUUUAAUAAAUAU
This is a messenger RNA of Pristis pectinata (smalltooth sawfish), 5576 nucleotides long. Its product is annotated as transmembrane gamma-carboxyglutamic acid protein 2-like. The record is from RefSeq and is a predicted model, not a curated record. The transcript has 7 exons. NCBI's taxonomy places the organism in Eukaryota, Metazoa, Chordata, Chondrichthyes, Rhinopristiformes, Pristidae. Bases 205 to 933 code for a protein of 242 amino acids. Gene Ontology annotation, cellular component: extracellular region. Gene Ontology annotation, molecular function: calcium ion binding.